Molecule: messenger RNA, 780 nt
Organism: Setaria italica (foxtail millet)
Lineage: Eukaryota; Viridiplantae; Streptophyta; Magnoliopsida; Poales; Poaceae
Product: activator of 90 kDa heat shock protein ATPase homolog
Exons: 1
Biological process (GO): protein folding; positive regulation of ATP-dependent activity
Cellular component (GO): cytosol
Molecular function (GO): ATPase activator activity; protein-folding chaperone binding
Source: RefSeq, a predicted model, not a curated record
CCGCCGCCCGCCGCCCGCCUCGCGGGCCUCACCGUCCUCGACGGCGAGGGCAGCCUCACGCUCCACACCGUGGCCCUCGACAAGCUCGACGGCGAGGCCUACGUCAACAUCCGCAAGGGCAAGGUCAUCCCGGGGUACGAGCUCUCCCUCACCCUCUCCUGGGAGGCCGAGGCCGCCUCCGAGUCCGGCGCCGCCGAGGUCGCCGGCGCCGCCGAGGUCCCCUACCUCGCCGACGAGAACGCCGACGAGGACCCCGACCUCCGCGUCACCGUCCGCGGCGACGAGACCCCGCUCGCGCGCCGCGCGAAGGACGCCUUCCUCGCCCGCGGCAAGCCCCUCGUCCUCGAGAAGAUCCGCGAGUUCGUCGCCGCCAUGGCCAAGGGCGGCCCGGCCAAGGACGAGCUCGAGUCCAAGAAGACUCCCGCCAAGGCCGGCGCCGCAGCGCCUGGCGCCGCCCCGGCUGUGAAGAAGGAGGAGCCUCCCGCUCCUGCGCCGGCUGCGAAGGAGAAGAAGGCCAAGGGGAAGGACAAGGAGGGGUUCAAGACGAUUGAGAUGACGGAGAAGUUCUACUGCCGCGCCAAGGACAUAUAUGAGAUCUUGAUGGAUGAGAACAGAUGGAAGGGGUUCACACAGAGCAAUGCGAGGAUCAGCAGAGAGGUCGGAGGGGAAUUUAGCCUAUUUGAUGCAGUAGGCAAAUGUGAGGGUAGAGGGAAAUGGGAUGGUAGGGGCAAAUGUGUCAAUAGCAGUCUCAUUUAUUGCAAAUAAGCAACCCAAACCAAA